Molecule: messenger RNA, 1448 nt
Organism: Uloborus diversus
Lineage: Eukaryota; Metazoa; Arthropoda; Arachnida; Araneae; Uloboridae
Exons: 8
Coding region: 54-1361 (435 amino acids)
Source: RefSeq, a predicted model, not a curated record
UCUUCAAUAGAAUUCUCGUUUUAUCGAAGCUGAGAGAGAGAGAGAACGAAAUCAUGUUGCUUGGUUUACUUUUCCGAAAAUCUUCCUUUAACCUUCUGCUGGUGUUAUCAUUUCUAAAUAAACUCUCACUGUGUCUUACAACUUGUAAUAUCAUAACCUGCAACCGACGGGUGGAAAACCUCUUGUCACACACUAGAGAAGAUGGAACCGAGACGCUGAGCAGGCAUAUUAAGGAUUUUUUGAAGUGUGUUGGUGAAUGUUACCAUGCACUUUUUCCAAACUUUAUUCCUAAAUUCGAGGACAGUCUCAACAUGUCAGAAAAAAUAUUCAGCAGUGAUCCUAUAUUUUAUUUAAACUAUAAUUGGGAAUGCGUUGCUCAGAACUCUGUGUCUCUGAUAACAUGCCUUGCUGUAACACAAAGCAUGAAAACAUCCACUCUCAACGAUAAAGCAUCUCGUCUGUUGGCGUGCAAAAAAGCGACAGCUAUUCUAAACUGCCCUCAAGAAACACUUUUCGAAAAAUGUGGAGAAACAACAGCAGAUGCCAUGGAUGAGAUUUUUAACACAGCUUUAAAGAGUGAAGUUGAGAGUACAUGUCAAGAAGUAUCUUCUGGGGCUCUUUCAAGUUUGCAUACGUAUAACAAACUAGGAAACAAAUUCAUGAAAAUGGCAGCUUGUGUAGAUAUCAAGAAGACGAUUUUAAAAAAUUGUUUGCAAGAAUUUCUAACAGAUUCCUAUGCUGUAAGGAAGUAUAUGUGUUGUGAAUAUGGCGAUCUCAUAAAGUGUAUGACCAGAGAUUCGGAUGAAUGCGUUUCCCAUUUGACCAGUGUUUCCUUUUUUCGAAGUGUGCUUUCUCUCGGUGAAGAUAAGUGUGACAGCGUUGAGGAAUGUCCUAAAGAUAAAAAUGGUGAAAAUGAUUUUAACUUAGAACAUAGCAACAUCGCCGAUUCAGUUGAAACACCUACCCAAGAGGCGAGUUUGCUUUCGUUCGGAAUAUUAGCAGCAGGUCCGUGGGAAAAGGAAAACGUGAGUACUCCGGUCACAAAGUAUGUCCAGACGAUCCACGAGAAUGCUUCCCAACCCCUCAUUGCUGAUACAGUGCUCUCAAGUACAGCUUUCGCUUUGAACGAAGAUGAAAGAGAAGAAAAAAAGGCUGAAGGAACAAUUAGAAUAACUUUCCCAUCGAAGCAGGGAACCGGAACGAAAACUGAACGAGAAAAUACAAUAUUUACUUCUACUUCAGUGUCCAAUGUUCCUCAUGGAGAACUCGUUAGUCGCAGAACAAUUCCAUCUCCCUGUGUAAAAGUCAAAGUGGACUUAAUACUAUUUCUUUUGCUCUUAUCAAUUACAAUUUUCCAUUGAAAUUUUCAUUGUAAAAAAAUAGCCUUGAGAAGAGGCAAAAGUACCAAACUGCAGCUGUAGGCUGCAGAUUUUCUCACCGUUAGUGGG